CCCACCCCCUGCACUCACACUCUCUCUGAUUUCAGCAGGAUGUGUGCAGCUUUUAAGGAAACGCUUACUAACUGUACAGGAGUUAUGUCUGAGACACGAUAUGUGAUAUAUCAGUAGUCAGAUGACAGUGCAGUUUGGAGAUAAGGCUAUUCCUCAUCCACAUGUGGCUAAAGGCAAUCCAAAGACACCUUGUUUUGAAAUAGCAGGUGAGAGCAGGGGUAAAGUCGGGUAUCACACCGAUUAAAAUCAGUGGAGGAUAUCCAGACGGAUGGCCACGCCCUUUGUACCAGUGCCUUUGCCCAUCGAUCGAGCUCUUCCAGGUUCCUCUGCUGCCAGACGACCCAAACGGGCAUCAAGCCUGGGCAGCGCGUCCAGCAGUUCGGAAUCGUCUUCCACCAAAGGUGCAGUGGAAGAAGGUAGAUUUCAGAGAAGUGGAAAUGAUAGCUGCUUCAUUGCUUCAUGUCAGAGUCCGGUAACAAAGGCCAGGAUGAACGGAAUCGAGCCCACUGUGGAGUAUUCCAGCUGCGCAAGACCGGAUACACCACCAGACACGCUCGGAUGGGAGGACAGACCCAUAACUCCAACAGUGCUCGGUUACGAAGUCAUGGAGGAGAGAGCGAAGUUCACGGUGUAUAAGAUUCUGGUGAAGAAAACCCAGGAUGAGAGCUGGGUGGUGUUCCGGCGUUACACUGACUUUUCCAGACUCAAUGACAAGUUAAAGGAGACGUUUCCUGGGUUCCGUCUCUCUCUGCCACCUAAACGCUGGUUUAAAGAUAACUACGAUACUGACUUCCUGGAGGACAGACAGUUAGGUCUGCAGGCCUUUCUACAAAAUCUGGUGGCUCAUAAAGACAUUGCUAACUGCGUCGCAGUGCGAGAGUUUCUCUGCCUGGACGAGCCUCCAGGACCAUUCGACAGUCUCGAGGAGAGUCGCGCGUUCUGUGAGACUCUGGAGGAAGGUAACUACCGGCUGCAGAAGGAGCUGCUGGAGAAGCAGAAAGAAAUCAAUUCCUUAAGGAAGAUGUUGGAGGAGAAGGAGCUGUACAUACACCUGCUCAAGAAGCAGAUCAACGGUGAGUCUCUGACUCCGGAGAGCCUGUACGGUCUGUCUGCUCAGGGCAGUGAGAGCAGCGUGGACGCUGAGAACUCCACGGCCGAGGCAGACCAGGACAUGCCGGAGGAGAGCGGCAGCUGCGAGCAUCAGGCAUCACGGAGCUCUUCAGCAUGUUGGUGUGGUCCGACCAUUAGCAGCUCACCUCCAGUCAUCCAGGUCACUCAGGUGGAGCAGUGAAUCAGAGCCAAGACCUCAAACACCUCUCUCUCUCUCUCUGCCUCUCUGUCUCUCGGUUUCUCUCUCUCUCUCUCUCUCUCUCUCUCUCUCUCUCUCUCUCUCUCUCUCUCUCUCCCCCUCCCUUCUCUUUGCCCCAACUUCUUGCACCGUUUGCUAGUGUUCACAGCCUCUCCAAACUUCAGUCAAUCAUCUCAAAGGCACAAAGAGAUGAGUAUCUUCUGUACCCGCUUUUAUAGAGAGAGAGGAAGGAGACCUGGUGGCUGAAAUCUGGACCACUCCAUGUAGAGACAGCAGAAUGUCCUGAGCAUCAAGUCAGAUCAUCUAAAUCUGCUCAGAGAUGUCCUGUAGGAUGGAGUAAGGCUUUUUUUGGAUUUUAACCACUGACCUCCAGGCAAACUGCUUCUCAAGCAAAAUGUCCAGAAGAUGAUGAACUUUAUUUAACUUCUCAUCAGAGGUGCCAAUAUGUACAGUUUAUCCAUAACGUCCAUGAUGUUUAACCCAUCAUUAAUUAAUCACAGGAGAUUUUUUUUGUCUAAUGACGCAGCAGUCUAAACAUGAGCAGAAAAGCCAAUUCACUCGAGCGGGAAAGACACCGGACGCGAAAGUCUUUCUCUUCAUUCCAUUUUAUUUUGCCUGAACUUUGAGCUGCGAAUUCAUGAGCCUCAGCCUUGUGAGUCAAUAGAAAAGAAGAAGGUGGAACUGGGAUUUGUUUUUUUUUGUUUGUUCGUUUGUUAGAAAAAUAGAGUUGCUUAAUAUUAAAUAACACUGAAUUGCAGACAUUUGCUUUUCUCUUUUCAUCUCGGGGGGAAAACUGACUGCAAAUAAUGGUGUUUUUUUUUUUUGUUUUGUUUGUUUUUGUUUUAUUUCUUUUUUUGUUUGGUGUUUGUUUUUCUCUAGUAGGAUUUUCUCAUUCAUAAUGUUGGCACUUUUGUCUCAUGACAGUUAACUGUGUGACAAUCCAGAAACAGAAACUGCCUUUUCUCCAAAAACACAGUGGAGUGAAGCCCCCUUGUGGAUAAUGCAGCUACUGCAGUCAUUUACUCAGGAAGGACGAUGUUGAAAGACUGAAGUUUCCCCUGUGCUCCUGCUGGCGUCUCAUCAGGGCUAUGAACUGAUGUCUGGCAGGUCAUUCCUAACUGGCAGACACUCCGGAUUUAAGGCUUCCUUGCCUGGGUUUUGCCUUUCGUGUCACGUCACGCCGCACUGCCGUUGCCUCGUUCACAAUAGAAAUGCAAUUAAUCAGCAUAUAGAAGUAAAGAAGUCUGCACCUCGUUAAGCCGUGUAUCUGCAGUGUUAUUAUUUUUAUUUAUUUUUUUUUUUUUUCAUUUUAUUUUUAUGUAAUUUCAGAAAUUCAUUUCAAAUAUGUCGCUUCUUUUGCCUCAGUCCUCGUUCUGAGAUUCUGAUCACUAAGUAGACUUUAGCUGUAAAGAUUCCACAAGUCUUUUUUUCUAGAGACGUGGCAUUCGAGCGCAGGAUCAGAUUCCUCUCAAAGCAGCAAAUCCGUGCACCGACAGCUCCAGAUAAUCAGCUCAAUAACCAGAUUAACCAGAUCAGAUCAGAUGUCGGAAUAGCUCUUAAAGGUAGACUUCCUGUUCUAAACUGUUUCACACUCCACAAGUACUUUGCAUUUUGUUAAGCCGCUCGACCGUUUUUCUUUUGUUUUUUGUUUUUUUAAGCCUGAAGUCGUCUGUCUGUUUAUUUUAACGUGGUUGUCACUCAAAAGUCCUGAAAAAAGAACAUUUAAUAGCCUAAACACUAAACACUACAGCGUCUGGGUCAGCCUUUGUGUUAGAAGUGUGUCCAUGUGUUAAUGUGUGUAGUCACUCUUACAGCUGUUGUUUUGAGCAAGUACCACAUUUGCGUGUAACGCGUUUGCUGCUUGUAAAUGGUCACUUCGGGUCACAUGUUGCACUUUAAUAUCUGCUGGGAUUGUGGGAUACGGUGUGUGUGUGUGUGUGUGUGUGUAGGCUAGCAGGCAAAGCUUCUGUUUGUUUCAGUGCAACGUACAGCUUCAAAUGAAGCCCAGUGCCUUUAUCUGCAUCUUAUAUAUUUAUAUGUGUACACGCUUAUUUUAUGUGUGUGUUUGUGUACAAAAUGUACAUAUGCUUCCGAAAUCAAACUUAGACAUAUGACAUAGUGCCUUGCAUUUCUUCUCGUUAUGUAAGCGUUUGUUGCUGUUUUUCACUCCUUUAGGGUUGAUGCAAAAUGACAAAUGGCUGUUUAGGACUUUUUAGACUUCAUCCAAAAUAACUCCCAUCCGUGGUCAAAGCAUUAACGUGGCUACUGACAAAUAGUCACAUCGUCACCCGUAAAUUGUGAUUCCUAGGAUCAUAUUUAUUAUAUUUCACUAAACUGCACCAUUAAUGUUCUGAAUGAACGUUUGUAUGACGCCUGCGAUCAUCAGAUCCACGUUUAGGUCGAUCGCUUACUCAUUAGACAACCGCUCAUAAAAAACGAAUAACUCGAUCUUAUGCAACCGUUCAGUAGAUGAAAUUAUACAGUUUUGUUGGUUUAUCUCUACGCUUGUCUUGUUAUUCAGCCGCAAUACAAUUUCCUUUUGAUUUCUGAUCUGUUGAAAUGUCACACUUGUAGAAAAAAAAAGCUGUUUUUUUUUUCUUUUUUUCUUUUCUCAAUUAGCAUCUUUUUUGUCAGAUCUUAUAGAAGUAUAUUUGGUUCACAUGUUAACAAAGUCUGUUUUGUGUUGAGGGAUAAUAAAAGUUUUCAGAUGUAUUUUCA
Tachysurus vachellii is the source of this 4027-nucleotide messenger RNA. RefSeq names its product sorting nexin 16 (gene snx16). Gene Ontology annotation, cellular component: early endosome; extrinsic component of endosome membrane; late endosome. Gene Ontology annotation, molecular function: phosphatidylinositol binding. The coding region runs from base 269 to 1291 and encodes 340 amino acids. NCBI's taxonomy places the organism in Eukaryota, Metazoa, Chordata, Actinopteri, Siluriformes, Bagridae. Gene Ontology annotation, biological process: early endosome to late endosome transport; endosome to lysosome transport; protein targeting to lysosome. The transcript is spliced from 8 exons. The record is from RefSeq and is a predicted model, not a curated record.